This is a messenger RNA of Asterias rubens (European starfish), 3036 nucleotides long. RefSeq names its product COP9 signalosome complex subunit 6-like. Lineage: Eukaryota; Metazoa; Echinodermata; Asteroidea; Forcipulatida; Asteriidae. The coding region runs from base 50 to 1066 and encodes 338 amino acids. Gene Ontology annotation, molecular function: protein binding; metallopeptidase activity. The transcript has 9 exons. The record is from RefSeq and is a predicted model, not a curated record. Gene Ontology annotation, cellular component: COP9 signalosome. Gene Ontology annotation, biological process: protein deneddylation.
AUGCAACGGCUGCUGCUCAGCGUUUGCUAUUAUUGUGUCAUACCUGGAGAUGAGAACCGCAAACAACCAAACGCGCUGUAAACUCCAAACCAAGAUGGCGGCCAAGAUGGAUGUGGACGAUACACCAACACCUAGCGGUGAAGAAAGUGGGGCUUUGAGCGCCGUUAUGGCCUCCAGUGGAACAACUGGGAGUGUUUCGGUAGCUCUACACCCUUUAGUCAUCAUGAAUAUAUCCGAACAUUGGACGAGGAUACGUGCCCAAGAAGGAAAGCCAACACAAGUUCUUGGUGCUAUCAUCGGCCAGCAGAAAGGACGCAAUAUUGAAGUCUUCAACUCUUUUGAGCUUCUGUUUGAUAUUGUGGACGGUAACAUCAUCGUCGACCGAGAAUAUUACAACACUAAGGAAGAGCAGUUUAAGCAAGUUUUCAGUGAUCUCGACUUCCUUGGCUGGUACACAACCGGGGGCCUGUGCAACGAAUCAGAUAUCAAAGUUCACAAACAGAUCUGUGCAAUUAAUGAAAGCCCCAUCUUUCUGAAGCUGAACCCUCUAGCAAGACACACAGACCAACUUCCAAUCAGUAUUUAUGAGUCCGUCAUUGAUCUUGUCAAUGGAGAAGCCACGAUGCUUUUCGUCGAGCUGCCGUACACUUUGGCAACAGAAGAAGCGGAGAGAAUCGGUGUUGAUCAUGUUGCCAGGGUAACCACAAAUGAAACCUCAGAGAACUCGUCAGUGUCUGAGCAGCUCACAGCACAACAUAAUGCCAUCAAGAUGUUACACAGUCGAGUGAAGCUCAUCUUAGACUACGUCAAAGCGGUUCAAGCCGGGGAGGUUCCUCGGAAUCAUGAAAUCCUCCGAGAUGCUUACAGUCUCUGCCACAGACUACCUGUGCUUAGCUCAGAGAGAUUUGACACAGACUUCUAUAGUCAAUGUAAUGACGUUUCACUCAUGGCUUACCUAGGCACCAUAACCAAGGGAUGUAACACUAUCAAUCAGUUUGUCAACAAAUUCAACGUCCUGUAUGACCGACAAGGAAUGGGUCGACGCAUGCGAGGCUUAUUCUUCUGAAGAUCCCCCUCCGAUGUUUGUUGGUUACCACAGCAACAAGUCAUGUAUGUACAGUAAAUUGUAAAGCCGCUCGACCGAUUGUGCACAGGGUACCAGUUGAUCUGUUCCACUCGUUUAGUUCCUUCAGUGACAGAUGCAGACGACAUCAAGUGGUAAACAAAAAAUGUCUAAAAAAUCGGUUCAGACAUUGGGCGACUUGUAAAUCUGAUUUUCGUUUUACAACGCAUAAGAUAAGGAAAAUCAUAUAAAAAUGUUGUAGUUCUCAAUUUGAGAAGAAAAUCUUCGCAGAAAAGAAGUGGCGCGGGAUUUUUUCGGGAUUUCAUCUCAAAAUGGUCAUUUCAAAUAAAGCAGAAGAAAGGGAAUAUUUUACAUGGAGUCCGAACGUGUAAAUUUGUAUUUCUGUUGAUGCACUGAGCCCUUAAGCUAUUUUCAGGAAUUUUCAAAUCUCAUCCAUGAAAAAAAUACAGCACCACAUGCUCCCCGUUCAAGAUGACUUUGAAAUUACUGAUCAUUCGGUGUACCAGUUAAUUAUUUCUAGGACUUUGCUGAUGUUAGGGCAAGGCAGUUUUUCCUUUGUAAAGGCCACCUCAAAGAGGGCAAUGUCAAUUUGUACUGCAGGACAUUUUAAGAAGCACCAAGUCAAUGGCCAGGGGGGCAAUUGCCUCUGAUACCUUCUUGCAAACCCGAGCAUGUUUACUAGGUUUUGUACACUUUGGUUUAGUUAUGUAAUACAAGAAGGGCAAGCUCAAACUUAACCUAUUAAAAAAUAAAAGGAAAACGGAGUUAGUUUUUGUCAAGAUGUUUAUAUAUGUCUUUUUCCUUGGCAGGUUGUCUCUACUAACUGACUUUAAUUUAUACAUUUUUUGGUGUGAAAAAACAAAGAGGACACACAAAAGAAAAGAAAAGAAAAUCACAAAUUAUGGAUUUCCUUUCAUACUUGUAUUUCCACCUUUGCUUUAAAAAAAAACCCACAAAACAUAACAAUAUUAACUAAAGCAAUCCAGAAGACGAUCAGAGCAUACUGAUCGAAACACCACAAUAUUAACUAAAGCAAUCCAGAAGACGAUCAGAGCAUACUGAUCGAAACACAACAAUAUUAACUAAAGCAAUCCAGAAGACGAUCAGAGCAUACUGAUCGAAACACAACAAUAUUAACUAAAGCAAUCCAGAAGACGAUCAGAGCAUACUGAUCGAAACACAACAAUAUUAACUAAAGCAAUCCAGAAGACGAUCAGAGCAUACUGAUCGAAACACCACAAUAUUAACUAAAGCAAUCCAGAAGACGAUCAGAGCAUACUGAUCGAAACACCACAAUAUUAACUAAAGCAAUCCAGAAGACGAUCAGAGCAUACUGAUCGAAACACCACAAUAUUAACUAAAGCAAUCCAGAAGACGAUCAGAGCAUACUGAUCGAAACACAACAAUAUUAACUAAAGCAAUCCAGAAGACGAUCAGAGCAUACUGAUCGAAACACAACAAUAUUAACUAAAGCAAUCCAGAAGACGAUCAGAGCAUACUGAUCGAAACACCACAAUAUUAACUAAAGCAAUCCAGAAGACGAUCAGAGCAUACUGAUCGAAACACCACAAUAUUAACUAAAGCAAUCCAGAAGACGAUCAGAGCAUACUGAUCGAAACACAACAAUAUUAACUAAAGCAAUCCAGAAGACGAUCAGAGCAUACUGAUCGAAACACCACAAUAUUAACUAAAGCAAUCCAGAAGACGAUCAGAGCAUACUGAUCGAAACACAACAAUAUUAACUAAAGCAAUCCAGAAGACGAUCAGAGCAUACUGAUCGAAACGUCGAGUUAAUCCAACGGUUCUUUUCAGAACCACCCCAACUCAUUUAGAGCUUGUUAUUACAUGGUGUUACCGCAAACUCUUCUAUAUAUAUAUAAAGCAAUCAAAUUCUCUUAUUACUUUGUACUUCAAAUAAAUAGUCUAAUUAUAAUAUUAUGUACAUCUACAAG